This is a messenger RNA of Antechinus flavipes (yellow-footed antechinus), 709 nucleotides long. Its product is annotated as histone H2A-beta, sperm-like. The coding region runs from base 104 to 520 and encodes 138 amino acids. Gene Ontology annotation, cellular component: nucleosome. The record is from RefSeq and is a predicted model, not a curated record. The transcript is spliced from 2 exons. Lineage: Eukaryota; Metazoa; Chordata; Mammalia; Dasyuromorphia; Dasyuridae. Gene Ontology annotation, molecular function: DNA binding; protein heterodimerization activity; structural constituent of chromatin.
UCUCAACGGCAGGUUCAGGAUUUCUUGCAUUUGAGGUUAGAGUUCUUCCUUAAUUUGUUUUUGUUUUUUUUUCUUUUAUUAUUGGAGCGGCUACUACAGCUGAAUGAACAUGUCUACAUCAGGCAAAAUAAAUAAGAAGAAAAAUCCAUCCUUCAAAAUCUUUAAAUCUUACAGGGCUGGCUUGCAGUUCCCAAUAGGUCGAAUCUAUAAGUAUUUAAAGACUGGAAACUAUGCUGAAAGAAUCAGUAUUGAAGCCCCUGUCUUUCUGGCUGCUGUGAUGGAAUAUCUGACCACAGAGUUGCUGGAGCUAAGUGGUAAUGUUGCUCAGCUGAACAAAAAAGUCCGUAUCACCCCUCGGCAUAUCCAGCUAGCCCUUCAAAAUGACAAGGAACUUCGUGAGCUCGUGGCUGCUGCAACAAUUCCUGAAGGUGGGGUGAUGCCCCACAUUCAUUUCCAACUACUUUCCCGGAAGACUCGAGCUCUACCAGAUGGGAAAUCCUCUUCCUUCCAAAAGGUCUAGCUAUUUCCAGAGAAAAAGAAAAUAGGGAAUCCUUGGAAUUUUUCUCUUCAGACAUGUAUUGCUUGCUCUAAGCAGGUUCAGUUUGCUUGGAAAGGUUGAUAGGUGAUAAUUUGAGUUUUUAAUUUUUAAUGAGUCAGAAUUAUAGAAAUGCAUUAUAAUAAAAAAUGCUUGCUUUUUUUUAUGCUUUAA